AUGGGAACUUCAAACUCAGAAAAAAUCUUAGUUUUAUCUCUCUUUGUCUUGUUUGUUGUACCAACCAUUGUUGAUGGUGAUUCUACUACUUCAAUUUAUCAAGAACAUGUUGCUCUUCUCAAAUGGAAAGCCACCCUUGAAAACUACUCUGCUUCAAUCCAAACUUCAUGGAGUAAUGAUAAUUCUUACUCUUCAAAAAACAGGACAAGUCCAUGCACUUGGUUUGGAGUUUCUUGCAACAAAUUUGGAAGUGUUAUCGAACUUAACCUUACGAAAUCUGGUUUACAAGGUACGCUUCAUGAAUUUCUUUUUUCUUCAUUGCCUAAUCUCAGGUACUUUGACCUCAGCACGAACUCUAUAUCCGGCACAAUCCCAACUCAAAUCUCUCUCCUCUCCAAACUCAUUUAUCUUGAUCUCUCUUUUAACAACUUAAGAGGAUCCAUUCCUUUAGAAAUGGGGAAUCUAUCAAGGUUGGUAGAACUUCACAUGGGUUACAACAAUCUCCGGGGUCAUAUUCCUUCAACAUUUGGAAGCCUUGAAAAGCUAAAAGUGUUAUCCAUCAAUCAAAACCACCUCUCUGGUCCAAUCCCUGAAACCUUGUAUGAUAUAAGAAAUCUUUCCUAUAUUUAUUUAUACCGUAAUAGACUUUCAGGUCCAAUUUCAUAUAAUAUCGGAAGAUUGAAGUCCCUUGUUUGUCUAGAAUUGUGGGAGAAUCAACUCAAUGGAACUCUUCCCACUUCACUUGGUAACUUGACUAAAUUAGAGUCUCUACACAUCCGUGACAACAAUUUCUCUGGCCCCAUUCCUCAAUCCAUACAAAAUCUCACCAAGUUGACUGUUCUAAGACUUGCCAGAAAUCAAUUCACCGGUUACUUGCCCCAAAACAUAUGCCACAACAACCUGCUUCAAAUCUUCACGGCCAAUGGCAAUUAUUUUGAAGGUCCAAUCCCAAAAGUCUUAAGAAAUUGUUCAAGCUUGUAUAGACUCACCCUCCAAGAAAACCAUCUUACUGGAAAUAUUUCUGAAGUUUUUGGUGAUAUCUACCCUUACUUGUAUAUUAUAAACCUAGGUAACAAUAGUUUUCAUGGCCAAAUUUCACCUAAUUGGGGUAGAUCCAAAAAUCUAGAAAGCUUUUACAUUGGUGGGAACUACAUCUCCGGUACCAUACCACCGGAGAUUGGAAACUUAUCUAAACUCUCCGGACUUGACUUUUCUUCAAACCUUUUAGUAGGUGAGAUUCCCAAGUCAUUUGGGAAACUCUCUUCUUUGGUGAAUUUGUUGUUGUACAACAAUCAACUCUCCGGUGGUAUACCUUCUGAACUCAGUUUACUAACUCAACUCGAGUCUCUUGACUUGUCCUCAAACAGUUUGACCAAGUCAAUUCCAAGAAGCCUAGGGCUUAACUUCUUAAAACUCCACUUCAUGAAUUUGAGCCAUAACAGGUUAAGCUACGGAAUCCCAUUUGAGUUGGGGAAGUUGAGUCAGCUCUCGACACUUGAUUUGAGUUACAACUAUCUCAUAGGAAAUAUUCCAAACGAGUUCAGUUUUUUACAAAGCUUGUUGACACUAAAUCUCUCCCAUAAUAACCUCUCUGGUUAUAUUCCAAGCACCUUUGAUCAACUCCCCGGAUUGUUGUACGUUGACAUAUCCUAUAACGAGCUGUGGGGUCCUCUUCCGAACAACAAAGCAUUCCUUAACGCUUCGAUACAAUCAUUAGAAGGAAACAAAGGCUUGUGUGGUAACGUUAUUACAGGGCUACAGCUCUGCAAAUCUCUCCCGGAAUUAAAACGCAGCGACAAUUUUCACUUUUACAUCGUCGUUAUCCCAAUUCUUGUAGUUCUUCUCAUCGUUCUUUGUCUAGUUUUUGUACUUAUACGAAGAACGGGGAAGAAUCGCGAGACAGGAGAUGAUCAAGAGGUGGAAAUGGUCAACCAAAAAUCGUUGUUUUCUGUGACAAACUUCGACGGGAAAAAACUGUAUGAAGAAAUUAUAAGAGCAACCGAGGAUUUUGAUGCUGCUUAUUGCAUAGGGAGUGGAGGAAUCGGAACCAUUUACAGAGCUGAGCUUCCUUCUUCUUACUCAUCAUCUUCGUCUUCGUCAUCAUCAUCACCAUCAACAACCUUAGUAGUAGCCGUAAAGAAACUAGAAUAUGGUAGCCAUGCUACACCGUUGACCUUAUUAUCCCAGAAAGAGUUCUUCAACGAGGUGAUAGCGUUGACCCAUAUACGACAUCGAAACAUCGUGAAGCUCCAUGGGUUCUGCUCCCAUUUGAGACACUCGUUCUUGAUCUACGAGUACCAUGAAAAGGGUAGCUUGAGUUCGAAGCUAAGAAACGACAACGAAGCUAGAGAGUUGGAUUGGAACAAGAGAGUGAAUGUCAUUAGAGGCGUGGCAAAUGGGUUGUCGUACAUGCACUCUGAGACGUUUCCACCGAUUGUUCAUCGAGACAUAUCGACCAAAAACAUUUUGCUAGACUCAAACUAUGAGGCUUGCAUUUCAGAUUUCGGUACUGCUAAGCUUUUAGAGCAGGAUUCAUCUAACUGGACUGUCCUUGCUGGCACCUUCGGCUACGUCGCACCAGAGUUUGCUUACACAAUGAAAGUAACCGAAAGCAGUGAUGUGUAUAGUUUUGGAGUGUUAGUAAUAGAAGUGAUUAAAGGACGGCACCCGGGCAAUCUAACCUUAUCUUUGUCGUCUCCGGCGAAGAGGGCAGAGGUUGUUCUUGAAGAUGUGUUGGACGAGCGCCUUCAAGCUCCACCCAAACAAACGUUGGACCAACUUGUUCAUAUCUUAAAGCUUGCAGUUGCAUGCUUACAUGAGAACCCGCAAUCUCGGCCAACCAUGAAAGAUGUUUCUCAAAUUUUGUCCACUAUCAUUGCUAAUAACUAA
This is a messenger RNA of Humulus lupulus (European hop), 2889 nucleotides long. RefSeq names its product MDIS1-interacting receptor like kinase 2-like. Gene Ontology annotation, molecular function: protein kinase activity; ATP binding; protein binding. Gene Ontology annotation, biological process: protein phosphorylation. The transcript is spliced from 2 exons. The record is from RefSeq and is a predicted model, not a curated record. Lineage: Eukaryota; Viridiplantae; Streptophyta; Magnoliopsida; Rosales; Cannabaceae. The coding region runs from base 1 to 2889 and encodes 962 amino acids.